This is a messenger RNA of Carassius carassius (crucian carp), 771 nucleotides long. Its product is annotated as zinc finger CCHC domain-containing protein 24-like. The record is from RefSeq and is a predicted model, not a curated record. NCBI's taxonomy places the organism in Eukaryota, Metazoa, Chordata, Actinopteri, Cypriniformes, Cyprinidae. The coding region runs from base 144 to 554 and encodes 136 amino acids. The transcript has 3 exons.
UGCUGUCAGUGAGGUGUGCAGAUUUCAUUUAUUGCAUGUAGAGCGGAAGCUAUGUUGCGAAACAUCAGGAGGAGUUAGAUCCAUUUGCAGAUUGAUUGAGAAUAGUCAGAUGAUACGGAGUCAAAUACCGGCAAGGCAGGACAAUGGAGACCAGGCCGAGACAGAAACAUGACCAGGCGAGAGAUCAGGGCAGGCAGCCGACAAAAAGAGUCCAGGGGAAGCAAUCCAGGUCGGGACAGGCAGAAAACAAUCAGAGAAUCGAGAAACAGUCCAAGGAUCAUCCUAAAGGAAAGGGUCUGACGCCGUAUCAGGGAACGAAGAGGUGUUUCGGAGAGUACAAGUGUCCCAAAUGCAAGAGGAUGUGGAUGAGUGGAAACUCUUGGGCGGACAUGGGUCAGGAGUGCAUCAAGUGCCACAUCAACAUCUAUCCUCACAAACAGAGGCCUCUGGAGAACCCCGACGGUCUGGACGUAUCUGACCAGAGGAAAGAACAUCCUCAGCAUCUGUGUGAGAUGUGUAUUAAUCUCGGAUACUACUGCCGUCGAGUUCGGUGACCUCUGACCUCCACAGACGCCCGUCACACCCUCAUCACCUCACUUCAGUUUGACAAUAUUCACUGAUUCCUGAUUUAAAGCAGUGCUCUGGUAAAUCUGACUGAAGUGUUGAUUACCACAGAAAAUGACCUUUUAAAUAAUUAACUUGUGGCUGUUAAAUUAAAGAGUGCACUGGAAUUAAAACUCAAAUGUGUACGUCAAACAAAUUUAUGAUGAA